AUGCGCUUCUACGCCUCGCUUUCUCUAGCCUUUGGGCUUGUGGCUGCCAGCCCAUGUUCGACCGCUGACUCUGUGACUUUCUCUUCUUCUGCAACCCACAUCUUUAGCACGUUGGCUGAGUCCGUGACCUCCACGGCCGAAACUCUCGCUACUGAAACUUCAACUGGGAUCGAAUCUGAGACAUCGACUGCGAUCGAAACCACCGUUGCUGAAGUCUCUACCGAUGCCACCAUCUCGUUUUCUGAGACGUCGUCUCAGGAGACCUCAGGCUCGACGCUGUUCACAUCAGUAACUUCUGCUGACACGACCACCGCCGCUUCAACCGAGACAACAGCUGUUGAGACGUCUGCAGCUACGACGACCGCAGCUGAGACUUCUACAGCCAUUGCAACUACCACCACAUCAGAAGAACCUGUCCCCACGGACCAUCUCCUCAUCGCCGGUCCAGGCUCCGUCCAAGGCCUCCCCCUCAAAUCAACGACUACAAAUGGCGAUGUAAUCACCUUCGCUGACCGUACAUCAAAAUGGACAGUCGGUCGCUUCGUCGUGGAUGACACCACCGGAUACCUCACCCGAGACGGCAUCCCCAUCUGCGCAAAGUACGUUUUGAUGAAUCGAUACGCCGCCUUGACUCCUUGCUCAGCCGAGUACUACCAGUACGGCACGGCUCGUCUUGUCUGUGCUCGAAACCCUGCGGCUGGUACUGCUCUUCAGUGCUCUGCUGUGAAGUUGGACUGUGUGCAGAGCGGACCAGGUGACAGCCAGAGAUGUACUGUUUCUACCGAGGCCAAUUGGACCAAGUUCUUUAUCAACCCCGACAAAUCUGUGUACCUCGGUGCCGAAGAUUUGGUAACGACGUUCCUAGAGCCUGUCGACAUCUUCGUUGAUCGAGCCCCAACUGUCGUUACCCCUACGGCGCCUUAG
Molecule: messenger RNA, 924 nt
Organism: Fusarium subglutinans
Lineage: Eukaryota; Fungi; Ascomycota; Sordariomycetes; Hypocreales; Nectriaceae
Exons: 2
Coding region: 1-924 (307 amino acids)
Source: RefSeq, a predicted model, not a curated record